UUUACGUAGUUUGGUAGGUCAGAGUCGGGUAGAAUGUUCCGCUAAACUGAACAACAUACAAGCAGAGUUAAAGUGCUCUCCUGGAAGCUCGUAUGUCAGCUGUUUAUAUUAACCGGAAGGAGAUGGUCUUGGUCGAACGAAGUAAGACGGGAAAAAGGAGAGAAAGAAAAUAACUGUUUUCCAUUACCGUCCACCUGUCGACGAAAAAGAGAGGAUCGUUGGAGUACCGUGCAGAGUAUUUACGCACGUAUAAGCGUAAGAGUCCAUUGUGGUCGCAACUCAAAGAGAAACGUCGAUACCCAAAAGUUUUUCUUUUUCACGUCUCCCCAACUGUGACAAAUUCUGACAAUUUACCGCACCACCUGUCCCGAAAAAUACCACCAAAGGUUUAUAACAUCAACAGGCCAAACAACAUUUCAAUUAUUGGACAAGAUUUUCAGUGAAGUUGAGCCUUAAGUUCUUUGUUAUUUGAGAGAUGACAGAGAAAAAACAUGGAAAUCCUGGGAUGGUGUUCCUGACCCCCUGCCGACUGGCGGCCAUCUUUCUGACUGUGCUGCUCCUCGGGGGGAUUGGAGUGGCUGCCUGGGCUGUGGUAACAUUUCUGAGCAAGGCAGAAGACACAGGAUUAUAUGAGGUCCAGGUUAAGUCUGCUAAUCUCCUGCUCAGUGUGUUCGACCACACCCUAGGCAGGUGGAGGUAUGUCUGUUCCUCCAGCUCCAACCAGAUUCUGGCCAGCAUCAGCUGCGAGGAGAUGGGAUUUGUCAGGGCACUGAACUAUUCUGUGUCCACAAUUCCUGAUGGCAGCAAGGACGCUGAGGAUUUCUUCUGUGUGGAUGCCAAGGAGUUAGUGUUUGGGAAGAAGAUAAAGGAGUUCCUCUCUCCCUGCUCAUGUGAAAGUGGAGAGGUACUGAAAGUGCUCUGUCAAGACUGUGGGCGUCGCAGUCUGACGGAGGACAGAAUCGUGGGGGGCGAGGAGUCCAGGCUUGGUCGCUGGCCGUGGCAGGUCAGUCUGCAGUACGAUGGAGCGCAUCAGUGUGGCGGCUCCAUCAUCUCAGACCGCUGGAUCGUCAGUGCUGCCCACUGCUUCCCUGAGAGAUACCAUCAUCUGAGUCGCUGGCGGGUGCUCCUGGGGUCCAUUUACAGAACAGCCACUCACAAAAGCGUGCAUGUGGCUGAAGUUAGGACUGUAGUCUUCCACAGCAGCUACCUGCCCUUUGUGGACCCCAACAUCGAUGACAACAGCCGUGACAUUGCCAUCCUGGCCCUCACCACCCCGCUGCAGUUCACAGACUACAUCCAGCCCGUGUGCCUGCCCACCUACGGCCAGCGGCUGGUGGAGGGGAAGAUGGGCACAGUGACGGGGUGGGGGAACACCGAAUACUACGGCCAGCCUCCCGAUGUGCUGCAAGAAGCAAAUGUUCCCAUCAUCAGUGAUGCUGUCUGCAAUGCCCCUGAAUACUACGACAACCAGAUCACCACCAGCAUGUUCUGUGCAGGGUAUGAGAAAGGAGGCAUUGAUGCGUGCCAGGGGGACAGCGGGGGUCCAUUUGUGUCGGAGGACACGCUGUCGAAGGCCCGGCGCUACCGGCUGCUGGGUGUGGUCAGCUGGGGCACUGGCUGUGCCAUGGCCCGGAAGCCGGGGGUGUACACCAAGGUGUCCCGCUUCCUGCCCUGGAUCAGCGCCGCCAUGCGGUCCUUUGAGAAUGUUCCAGGUGUACACAAAAUGUCCCGCACAUGAAGACCUGACGGCCCCUUUGCUGCCACAGGGAUGUGACAGAAAGGCCUCUUUGCUUUCAUCCCCCGGAGCCGAGACAUCCUGCAUCUCCCCUGUGAGGCUCAAUGCACUUAGAGGGAUCUGCCAGGGGAAACAUGCACAUUAUACCACAAUGAUUUUUUACACAAAAAGAAACAUUUAGGUUUCUGUUAACUGCCAACCUGUUCUGAUGUACAUGUCUCACUGCCAAUAGCAUUUUUUUUAAUCAACAGAACUUCUUAAAUAUUUUAUUCUGUGUUCUUUUUAAGGAUGUAGCAGUUGCAGAUUGGGGAAUGAAUAUGUCCUAUUUUAUUGUUAGUGGUUUCUGAAAUGAGACCCCAGCUGUGUGCUGGUUUGGUCCUUUUCAGAGUUUAGGCCUUGCUCUCACUCACACUGAUUUUAUGUGGAACGUAAAACUGUACAGUAACAAACUCUAUAGAAAGGAAACAGAAUUUCCUAUGAUAUUUGGUGCAUAAUCAAACAGUUAUUUGUAAUUUGGGGCAGAAUUUGGACUAGCAGGCUUCAGUCUGGCAACAUGGAAAGGCAGAACUGGUACAAAGAAUGAGAUGGUAAGGAAAGACUUGCUGAAAGUCCAUGGUGUCUUAAUUCCUUAUGGUAUUUUAAAUAGAUGUAUUCUGCAUUAAAUCUAAUCAUCUAUAAGAUGACAGUGUUAUUAACAUGAUAUGCACCUGUGCAUUAAUAUUGAAUUAUUUCAUGUAAAGUUUUGAAAAUACAAAAACAGCUUCUACAGAUCUUUGAGGAAGUAGCAAAAGAGAGACACUCAUCUAACAGUCAGUCUAACCACAAAGCACUUUAGUGACAGCUUCCAAUAAUAAAAAUAAAAAAGGGUGGUAUGUUUGUAUUAGUGAACAGUAAACUUAUAAUGCUGUGUAACAGAAAGCAAGGUUUUCGUCAGCCUCACAGCCUGGGUUGUGUCAGCAGACAGUGAUGUGUCUCUGCCAUGGGGCCAACAGCUCACCAGCUGCACUUGGCUCAGCUUCUGCAAGUGUGCAAACAGACUAGUGUACAAUCAUGAUUCCAAAUUUGGUAAAGAAGGGGAAGAAACAUAAUGGAGAACGGAAAAUGAAUAUUCAUAUUAUUGUUUAAAUUCAAGGACAAAAUGCAUUGUGGCCACACUGACUGUAGGACUUAGGCCUCAUAGAGUUUCCAGCAGGACAUUGAUGGGAUGUACAGCAAAAAUGAGUGCAAAUCAAAAUAACAUUUUAUUAACACUGUGCUACACUUGGCUUCAUGAGCCAUAAUACAGCACCACCCUGUAAACACAAAGCUCUGCCCCAGAAAGGCAGCAGGUAUGGAUGUGCUGACCUCUCUCUGACCACAUCUGGAGUCUGUAGCAUCUCAAACUGUAUGUAGCUGUGGUUGGAUCAAAAACCCAGAUGAGCACAAAAUACAUUCAUUUCUGUAUAAUUGUCAGUAGGUUUUUUGUUUGUCUCUUUCUCAUGAAUAUACUAUGAAUUGAUCUGUUGCACAAUGGUUUCCCUAAUGGUAAGAUAAGAAAAUACUCUGAAUUUGUUUCUGCUAGACCAGUGAUUUUUCAGACUUUUUUCACGCAACCCAUAUUUUUAAAAUGACAAUCCAUUUUCUCUAAGUGCAAUAGGCCUAGUGUUGUUAUCAUUAGUAGGCUAUUAUCAAACAAAGUCACCGGCCGGUGACAUACCAUAUUCAGAGCAAAUUCAGCAUGGCAGUUCACAAAAUCCAUGGUUUGUGUGUGCCCACUGUCAGGCAAGCAUAUCAGCAGUUUAUGUGUGUUUGUGGGAAAAGGAAGGAGGCGGGUCACUUUGCAACUUUCAUAGUUUGGGCUGGGAUCGGCUUUGUGCUCUUACCCAGAAUAUUGUCACGUUUCUCAAGCACUGGGUCAUGAUCCAAACUGGACUGUGAAUUUCACUACUGGAUUGCACAUGAAAACCCCCUCUGUUAAUGGUCAUGAAGUAGCAUUAAGUGACAAUUUUAAUCAAGCAGUCGAACAGCAGUGACAUCUACUGUUGCAUUGCAGGACUCAUUUUUGACAUUGAGUUUUAAAGGUAGCACCAUAGUAUAUCUUUGUUAGCUCAGCUGGGUAAAAUAGCUAGCCAUGUAUUAUAACUGGAAAAUUAGGAAAUUAGUCCUAACAUCAAUUUCAUCUCUGCCGCACUGUAUUUACAACAUGUAAAACUAGCUGUCUAAAACAAUAACUAGCUAGCAAAAAUCACCUCCAUUGCUAAUAUUUGCUACAUGCCAGUAAAUUAGUCAGAUAGCGAGCUAACACUCUGCCUUACCUUAAAAACCUAAAAAACCUUAAUGUUGAACAGAACAGGUUACUCACUGUGUGCUGUAAAUAACUGCUUCCUGUGGCUACAAUCUGAGACCCACCUGUGGGUCCUGACCCAGACACUGAAAAACAACUAACUAGACAAAGGUCAGCUGUCAUUUUUUAUUUUCCUUUUUUUUUUUACAGUAGGAGUGUGUCCAACCUUUGGGUUCUUCUCUUUGGCUAAUAACACUUUAUAAGUUAUAAAAAAAACACCAGUAUCUACUCAUCUCCAGACAACUGGAGGCAUGCGGAUUUCUCUCCUCAAGUUCAAAUAUCUUCUUUACAAAACAAAUCAGGAGUCAGAAGGUGGCAAUUGCCUAUAAUAUUAACAAGGAAAUUCUGUACAUUCUGUACAGGCUAUUUCAUGUAGCUGUUAACCUACAUGAGUGGAAAGCACAAAAUAAUUGUGUAUAAGCUGAACUAUUUUCCCUGUCAGAGAUGUUAUUUGACUGUAAAUAACCUCAUAAAUAUGCACACUUGUUUCAGAAGUAUUAACGGCUGAGCCAAAUUGAAUGUAAGGUAUACAGCUAGCUAGCUAGCUAGAAAGAAAACCAGGUUCGCAAGUCAAAUGACUAGUUUUCCUCGUCACAGUGUGUGCCCACGCAGUCAGCCAGUCAGUUCCCUUCCACCUGGGGAAACCGCAAGCUGUAGGCACUCUUACCAGGUCACUCUCUCCCUACUGCUGUGAGCUCAGCUGAAAUGCCCCAAUUCAGCUUUCAAGCUACCCAUAUAAAGCAACCAGCACAGUACUUUGUUUCAAAUGAAAUAGAGUUGAUUCAGUACGAUAUAUAGAAAAUUAAAAUCAAAUGUGUAGCUGGGAAGGAAUUUUUGAUUAAUGAUGAGGCUGUGGUGCAGUCACAUGGUCAUGGUGGAAUGGUGUGUCACUGAGGUGUGUGUGCAUAGAUAUGCAGUACAGAGAUAUGUAGUCACAGUGUUCAUGAAUUGAUUGUCAAUAAUUCUGUCCAGUUAAAAUGGAAUUAUGAGUGAAUCACAUAUUUAAGUGGUUUCUCAGAAUCAAAUGUUCAUGUUUUUUUCCAGCUAUGGAUUUUUCCCAAAAUAGUCUAAUGAUAGUUGUAGUCAUAUCAAUAUUUAUAUUUUCUGACUAAGUGGCACAUCCCAAGUAACAAGACUGGUAUCAAAUACAUGUUAUGAAAAGAGAAUCACAAUACCUAAUGUCUCUAGUCUCAGCUAAAAAUGUUCCUGAGGGUUUUACCUUUUUAAUGGGAUUAACGAAUUGAAUUACACAUCCACGUCACCUGCUCUUGAAUAGAAAGGUAAAUAUUCCUCUCCUGCGCCAAAGCCCAUGGCAUCUAUGCCAGUUAUUUGCCUACUAUAGAAUUCUAGAACAUCAAAAAAAAAAAAUUAUUUACAAAAGUACUAGUGUUCCACUGCAUUCCAAUGGUGAAGGUCAAGAUGCUCUGCUAAAAAAGACCUGAGGCCUGCUUUAGUCAUGUUGUUUCUUUCAGUUGUUUUAUGACAGCUAUAUGGUGUUCUAAAUUCUCAACCAGCUGUGGAUAUUGUAAAAAAAAGAACAAACUAGUCUUGACAUGGUCAGCUUGGCUUAAUUUCUUUACUAGCUCAUAUUAGUAUAUCAGCGUAAGUUCCAUAAUUCCUUUAGUAUGAUAGUUUAAGAUGUUUUUAAUUUUACAAGAGGAAAGCUCUUCAAAUAAUUUAAAUAUGUAAAACAUUUUAUUUUUGAUUUAUUAUUUUUGACCUUUUUGACAAAACAGGAGACAUCUGUGGCAUAAAUAAGGCACAAAUACUUUCAAUGAAGAAUGCAAUCUACAAACAUUACAGAUCAGGGGUUGCCAAACUGUGGCCUGUCAGCCAGCUGUGGCCCCCACAGCCCAGGCGCUAAAGCAGACAUUCAGUUACACCUCUCACUGUGCCUUUAAGGUCCCUUUAUAAACAAUUACUGCUGCCUAGCAACCAAAUAUCAGCUGCCAUCCUGGCUUCAGUCAGGGACUAGCUAGCUAAUGGACUUCCAUUUUAUAUUCUUAUUUACCUAGCUAGUCUUUGGUGUUGAUUUUCUGACUGGAUCAGUUUAACAUGGGCAUAUGGCAGGAGAGCAGAAUCUGGUUGAAAUUGAGAUCUAUGUUGUUGCAAAUUUUUAAAUAUGUGCUCAGAAAUAUGUGAUAAUGUUAAGUAGUGAAAGUAGUCAGUUUCAGGUCAGUGUGAAAAACAGAGAUCUGUCAUUUUUACUGUCAUUUCAUAUUUUUUUAUUUGCUCUUUGGGCAUGCCAGUAGUCAUGAUUAGUGUCAGUAUGUUGGGAAAGCAGAUAUAUUUUUUUCUGUUUUCAAUGGGAGAAGAGGCUGUGAUGUGAUGUGAAGGCAUUUUUUCCCAUGGGGGUUAUGUGUAUUAUUCAAAUCCAGUAUUCAGGUUCAGCAUUACUUUCCUUUCUGCGAAUAUUUUAGCUGCUUAAAUUGUGAAUUCAGUACAUGUGAACUUCCAUACAGUAACGGUGAAGGUUGUGGGUGAUGUGGUUAAGCAGCACUUACAAAUGACUAGAAGAAGGGAAGAAGGGAUCGCAUCUGGCCGCAGGCCGAGGUUGUUGACCCCCUUGUGGACGUCAUACAGAGGGUCAAGGGAGAGAUGGGGUGCAGGAGGGAUGUUGUGAACAGCUGAUGCAGAAACAAGGUGGUAAGUGUGAUUUUUAUAAAUGUGGAUGGGAUUUAUUUUGUAUAGAUUUGGUAAAUUGCACAGAGAUUGUCUGAAAAUUCUCUUCCCAAAUCCUUGUUUGGAACUUCAUUUAUUUAAGUAAUGUCAGCUCCAGGUUUAAGAGUGUCCUUUUUUCUGUCUGAAUGGGAGUACAUGUGACAUUAAGAAUGUAUAGUAAAUAAAAUGUAUGGAUUUUGAUCAUGAAUGCUAUUUUCCCCAAUUUAGAUCACUAUCACCAAAACUUUGAGAAGCCUUGAUAUAGAUGAAUCAGUAUUUCUGACUUAUUACAUGAAGGCUGUACUAAAGGCCUUUAUGCUUAUGCAUAUUAAGUAUGUGGAAGAGGAUUUCUUGGCUCACUUAUUUUAUGGCCUGAUUAAGUCUGUCAUGAUUUUGUCCUCCUGCUUCUUCUCGUGCAAUACCAAAGAAGACAAAGAAGACAUAGAAUUAUCCAAUGAGUUCGGAUUGGUUUUAAACCGAUUUUGAGAAAUACAAAGGAACUGCAGUUGUAGUGGGACUGAUAUAUGACACCGCAUGGAGCACACUGUAGAGCCGACCUGGCUGGGGCAUCAGCUAACCAAGGUAGACAAUUAUGGGAUGCAUUAAUUGAGUGAGAGGUUGUCUGUUACCAUGACUGCAUGUUAGAAGUCAGCAAGCAAUGUGUCUCAAGUUGCCUCUGCUCUAGCUGGUGGAAGAGGCGAGGAGCUGUGCUCAUGUAGAGUCGUUCCCUUUGCUUUAAAAUGACAACAUGUACAUGUGCAACAUGGCUGCUUUAUCAAGUACAAUGGAACUGUCUUAUAUGUCCGCAUGUAUAUCUUAUGCUGGAUUUCAGCACGACUUGUUUGCUCUGUGUCAGACAUCCACGGUUUGUCUAGAAAUGAUUUUGGACACGACUUUUAAGCUGCUUGCACUUCGCACAAUUUUGUUUCAUUUAGUCUUGUCUCAGUGAUGAACUUAAACUUUUGUGAAUGUUUGUAUAUUUUCUGUCCUCACAAAAUGAUUAUUAAAUACUUAGGACUGGCACAUGCAUCAUA
This is a messenger RNA of Megalops cyprinoides (Indo-Pacific tarpon), 7753 nucleotides long. It is a transcript of the gene hpn, whose product is annotated as hepsin. The coding region runs from base 476 to 1738 and encodes 420 amino acids. Gene Ontology annotation, molecular function: serine-type endopeptidase activity; serine-type exopeptidase activity. The transcript is spliced from 13 exons. Lineage: Eukaryota; Metazoa; Chordata; Actinopteri; Elopiformes; Megalopidae. The record is from RefSeq and is a predicted model, not a curated record. Gene Ontology annotation, biological process: proteolysis. Gene Ontology annotation, cellular component: membrane.